Leguminivora glycinivorella is the source of this 5790-nucleotide messenger RNA. RefSeq names its product ras-related protein Rab-40C (gene Rab40). The record is from RefSeq and is a predicted model, not a curated record. Gene Ontology annotation, biological process: protein localization to plasma membrane; intracellular signal transduction. Gene Ontology annotation, cellular component: plasma membrane; synaptic vesicle; endosome. Lineage: Eukaryota; Metazoa; Arthropoda; Insecta; Lepidoptera; Tortricidae. The transcript has 5 exons. Gene Ontology annotation, molecular function: GTP binding; GTPase activity. The coding region runs from base 369 to 1232 and encodes 287 amino acids.
UUCAUUCAUCGUCAUAUUUUUCUUGUAUAUUGGGUUGUUUUUGUGUCGCUAAUCUCAAUUAAACAUAAUUGGAAUAGCAAUUAUGUCCCAGUGUAACAGCAGUUACUGAAUUCCCUGGAAACAACUGUACAUAGUUAUGUGAAAACGUAAAGUUUAAUGGGCCGACCUUGCAUAAAUGAACAUACGUAUUUUGGUUGGCAUGUGAAACAAAAAGUGAAUUCUUGUGUUUAUCGAGUGCUCGGAGUGGUUAACUAUUAGUGUUAUAAGUUAUAGACCUUGAUGGAUAUCGCGAAGGACUAAUUCGCCAGUAUUAUGUAUACAUUUGCGUGUGGUAAAGACCACCUGGAGAUCAGGCUUGUGUCAGAAGUAUGUUCACGACGACAGGGAUGGUAGCAGCGCCCCAGCAGGCGACUGGUCAGGUCGCACAGAAUGGGAGUACUACGUUGCCUCGCUCGCAUCAUCAGAGAACAGGGAGGCCACCCGCAGCACCCAAAUCUUAUGACUACCUUCUAAAAGUGCUCCUAGUCGGGGACUCUGAUGUGGGCAAGCAGGAAAUACUACAGGACCUAGAGGAUGGCUCAGCAGAUUCCCCUUUUUGUAGUGGCAGUGCAUACAAAACGACAACGAUCCUCCUCGACGGCAAGCGAGUGAAGCUACAGCUAUGGGACACGUCGGGCCAGGGCCGGUUCUGCACGAUCAUCCGGUCCUACUCGAGAGGCGCGCAAGGCAUCCUACUUGUGUACGACAUCACCAACAAGUGGUCCUUCGACAGUAUUGACCGGUGGCUGGAGGAAGUCGAAAGGCACGCGCCCGGCGUGCCCAAAGUGCUAGUCGGCAACCGGCUACACCUCGCGUUCAAGCGGCAAGUGCAAGAGCGGGACGCCGAGAUGUACGCCGCCAAGAACCACAUGGCGUUCUUCGAAGUGAGCCCGCUGUGUGACUUCAACAUUCGCGAGAGCUUCUGUGAGCUGUCGCGGAUGGCGCUACAUCGGAACGGCAUGGAAAGACUCUGGAGGAGCAAUAAAGUACUAAGCCUCCAAGAGCUAUGCUGCCGCGCGAUAGUAGCGCGCACAUCCGUAUACGGACUAGAACGCCUCCCGCUGCCCACAGCGCUCAAGUCCCACCUCAAGUCGUACGCGAUCUCCGCGGCGCCCAGCCGGCUGCGCGCGCGCCCCUCCAAGCACAACCAGCGGCUCAACUGCACCGGCCGCAACUCCUGCUCCAUCGCCUGAGGGUGAUCUAGGUUAGCGGCAGCUCUAGUUUACCCCGACCUCUUGACUACUUAGCCCCCAUUUCUCUGACAUACACACACAAACAUAAUAAAUAAUAUUUAAUUAAUAACCGGUUGUAGGUACUCACGUUAUUAUAUCACGUUUCGGGUCAUUUAGGAGGCCCGUCUUCAGGCAUAUAGGAGUGCUCGCGGCGGCUACACUCCGUGCACUGAAUGUCGCAACAGUCGCGAUAUAAUAACGUGAGUACAAACGGUUAUUAAUUAAAUAUUUGAAUAUGUCUCAUAAAAGUUUAACGUCUAGAAUAAAUAAUAGUAGAAAGGACAUUAGGAAACCAAACUAUCCCUUUGGACUAUUUAGGGUUGUCAAAACCAAACGGUAUUAGGUGAACAGGCACCUUCCGGGCGAGCUCCAUCUUAUGCCACGUCUUCGCCUCGGCUAGUCCGUGGCCAUGGUAGUAUAGUGAGCCCAUUUAUUAUAAUAAUAAAAAAGUAGUACUUAUAGCUUUACCUAUAGAAGCAUACGCAAAGAAACAGUUGUACCAACCCCAAUUAUUGCUACAUAGUAUUGCGAGCCUAAUGGAGCCGGAAUGGUCCUAUCGGGACAGUGUCCGACCAUUGCUGUGACUGCUUGUCUAUUUAAGAUGUUUGUCUUAUAACCGUGAAUCAUUCAAAACUCUUAUUUAAGAUCAUCCAAUAUGCAAUGUAUUAACGCUGCGUAUUGACAUGCGACACGUGAGUAACACGGCCUAUGAGUAACAAUUUAAAAGACAAAUUUGACAAAUACUUCUGUUUAGCGCAAACAGAUAGAUAAGUUAUAGUUCUAAAAUUAAAUUCUACUCGACGUAAUCAAAAUGUUAACUCGUUUGGUAAACGGAACUCUAAGAAAAAGUGAGUAAUUACCUACGUCAGUUUUUAUCGUUUUGUGUUUACGAAUGCUGUGCAUAGUUUCUUUACCUACGUUUCUCUUGUUUGUCGCGAUUCAACAAUGUCUAAAUGCAAUCUUGUAUCAUACAAUUGAGUUGUUACAUAAAGUGAGGCUUGUCUUGUGUUAUUGAAUCUCUACAAUGUUGACGAUGUUUGCUCCAAAUUUUAAAACAGCCUUGGUAUGUGUAAUUUAUUUUAAAAAAAGUUUGAAUUUAAAUAGUUCGAUUUGUUGCCAAGAGGUCUGGGGGGUUUAGCUCUAGUUGAAGAAAAUUUCGUAUAAUUUGAAAUAAAUUAUUGUUAAUCCCAAUAUUAAGUCACGAUUAGGACUUUUUCCUGUAUCACUCAUAGGGAUAUAUAAAACUGCUCGUCAAAAUACCAUAUUUUUAAAUGAAACUUUCCUAACUGCCAACAAUUUAAUAAUAAACAUUUAUCAUUAAUAACGUAAAUUUAAACAUCACAGUAAUUAUUCCGAAUGUAUUUGAUAGUAUUAACGCCCUAAUAGUAUAGUCGAUGAUCCUAACACAACAUGCAGGCUGUACUGACAACGGAUUUGUGACUAGUUGUAGAUUAGAUUAAGGUAUUGUUACUUAAAUGAUCAUAAUGUGAAUAUAGGUAUAUAAAUAUAUGUGAAUAUAUUGUACGGCAUCUGUUCUAUGCCUCCCGCGGAAGCAUGGAAUCCCUGUUAGACAUAUAAAUCAGGCCCCGUAGCCGAAUGGCAUUUCUCCGACGCGAAACGAAAACGAAACGCUGCGAAAGGUUAGUCUGACUUUGUCACGCCAAUACACAAGAGCGAUAGAGAUAGAUAUCUACUAGCGUUUCGUUUCGUGAGCGUUUCGUGAGCGUUUGUGCCAUUUGGCUACGCACCCAGUUCUGUUGGAUUUAGUGCCAUCAAUUGUCCAUUUUCAGCAUAUUUAUGUCCUAAUCCUAACUAUACUAAAACAUCAACUAACAUUACCUACCAAUUGGCAACACCACAACUUGCCUUGUCGCGCGCGAGUCCAUACAUCAAGCGCGACUUCAAGUAUGGACUCGCGCGCGACAAGGCAAGUUGUGCUAGAGGGCCAGAACUCAAGUGAACGUGCUAGCAUACGUUGCGUUCUAGCGCGACUUCAAGUACGGUCAACCACCCCUUACCACUUAAAACACAAGGGGCGACUUUGAAAAUGUUCUAUGGUAGAUUUACAAGAAUAUUUUUUAAUCUAACUGUCAGUAAAUAAUGAAUAAUGUUAAUUUUAAAGCCGUUGAAAUACCAUCAAAGUAACCUCAAAAUUUCCUAAAGCCGCCCCGGUUGACGGUACGGAUUUGACCAAAAACGCCUCUUAUGCCGGUCUGAAUGUGCCUGUACUUUAUUCUCUAAUAAUUUACUUCGCUUGCGCAUAGCUCCUUUGCAUUGCUCUCCUGUAAUAGAGGAAACCGUCGUAUUACUCGGAAAAGUUACGUACUUAUACUGAAAGGAAGAAUUAGUUACUUUGUACUGUCAUUUUCUGUAUUAACUUGUCCCUACCUAUAGUAUACUGUACCAACUGUUCUGCAUUCAUAAGUUCGUAACGGGGUUAUUUCACUUUCGGGGUAUUUUCGAAAUAUAACAAAAACAUGUUUUGAAAGUAUUGCCAUACCAUUAUAUCAUUAGUAUCCCACUUCUGAACUUCGCUAGUCCAGAAGUGGGAUAGUCAAACGAGGUUCCCUAUUAGGUAUAAUUACAACCAGUUAAAUUGGCCUUUUUGAAAUCCCCACCCCCACAAUUCAAAUUCGAAGUUAUCAUAAAACUAACUUUAUAACCUAAAUAGUUAAAUCAAAAUAUCGCCGUUUUCCUGCAGGUUGUCGUUGAUCUUUAUUUAUAUCCUUUAUUUUCUGAAUCUAAAAGUUAACGUAAACUCCAACCACUAGAGUACAAUGUCCUUAUUUUUAUAACCAUUUUGUGUAUCAUCGUGGGCUAUCGUUAUAAUUAAAGUCACUUAUUGUCCACUAUGCAUAAGUAGAUUUAAGGUCACAUAUAUUAUUAUGUAAACAUUUGUAAAUAUUUAACUAUUCGAGGAAUUCAUUGUAUACCAAAAGUUCAAUCUAAAUUCCACCAACAUAUGUCGGCUAUUUUCAGAAAACUUAUUUACCAUGUUAGGGUCUUAUUAUUUAGGAGGUUAAUCAAUUUGUCGCAUAAUAAAAUGUUUCAUUUUGCUGUAUAUUGUCUAGAUAGCUUGUUUCCAAAACGUUGCAACCCCGAACUCAGUCAUAUAAGUCCACGUAUUAUAAAGUGGGGUUACUUGGGAUUAGGACUGCGGGGUAAUAUUGUCGAAGGCGAUAUCUCCCUUCGGUCGUGUUUUAAUUUAUCGCCACUCGUGUAGAAUUUCCUUUUUACCGCACUCGUAAUGUCAUCAAUAUAAAGCUGAUCUGACAUUAUUUUGGGGUUCGCACUUUGGAAAUAAGCAAAAAUAAAUGGUUGUGUAUCUUUCAGUAUGUGACAGUAAAUAGUUUUUGCAUUUAAAUGUUCAUGUCGAGCACAGCACAUAGCUACAAACCCAAUAACAAGUUGGAAGUGUGUCAAUCAAUACAUUUGGUUCUCCGUCCCUAAAAAACCGAACCAUUCAUUACUAAGUAACCUUUGACCUAAAUUCACCUUGUUAUAUUGACACCUAAACGAAAAAAAUAUGAUCAUAUAUCAUCCCAUUUCGAUAUUUCAGGCCAUGAUAUAAGUAUCAGGAUAAUAAUCCGGUCGAUAUUUUAGUUGAUUGAUUUCGCUGGCCACACACAUCUCCACGGGUAAACAAGUGGCCAACCGCCAAACUUUCGCCAGCAUAUCUCCCGAUAAAGAUGUAUGUAAGAAAUAACAAUCAUUAACGCUAGGACUCCGAACGAAACUCAGUCUGGUCAGUCUGUCGCGCGUCGUGCAUAGAAGUCGUGUAUAGAAGAGCGACAGAGAUACUACAGCUACGAUAACGAUAAUUAUUGUCGUAAGCGUUUAUACAUUUGUCUCCACACCCUGUAUAGAUAGAACGAGAUAACUACGGAGCGUGAACGAUUGGCCACAUCAGCCACAUAAAAAAAUAUUUACGCACUCUUACUAUACAUCUUUGUCGUUAGAGAAUUGUUCUGAAAAUACAUGUUUUCGAAAAUGCAUGGUUUUUUCGCUGUGUCUAAACACAGCCCCAAGUAUAUACGUUUCUAAACUAUUGUAACUACUUAACACUUGUUGCAUGAUCCUGCUACCGAAAGUUGUGCCAAGUGCAGUAAGCCAAGGAAUACAGCCCUUGGGAGACAGAAAUUUAAACGUCGUUAACGUAUAUUUUGCAUGAAAAAUAUUUAUUGAUCGAAAAGAAAAGUAACCAAAAAGAAUGGAAAUAAAACUCGAUAUAUGUUGGCCAGCUUUCGGUAGGUAUAUUUUUUAAAGUUGUGACAAGUCCAAAGCGACGAAUUUGUAAAUUAUUUUUGCUAAAUUAUUAACUGUUGACGAAAAUAACUAACUUUUGUAAAUAUUGUUUCGACAUAUUAUGAGUUAUUUUCAUUUUUCACUUGUGAUUGAUUUAGUUGAUAAACUUAAUCCAAAUACAUACACUAAUGCCAGCUAAAAGUUUGGGUUAGAUUGAUGCAGUCACUAUCACUACUAUUGUAAGUUGUGAAAUAAAUUUAAUUUAUAAUAAUUA